AUGACUCGUCGCAAUACUUCUGAAAGCGAUGAACCACAUCCGUUGCCGCGUGACAAUAUUCCUCAAUAUGAUACUGUAGAUGAUAUUGAUGAUUCGGAUAAUGUGACAGAAGUAGAAGUUAAAUCUAACAGAGGAUCUACAGUAUCCGCACGGGCUCCACAUGUGACAAUUAAACAGGAUGAAAUAGAUGAUAUAGGAGAGAGACAGGUUACUGUAAUUGAGAUCGCUUCUCAAAGAGGAUCUUCCAGAAGAGUGGCACCCAAGAAAGAUUACGCUCCUUCUAUUCCUCUUCCCGAACAUCCAGCUCAACAAUCUGGUCCCCCACCAUCACAGAAACCACGACCCCAAAAAAUUGCAAACCCGGAAAUGGCAUUCGACAUGGGGGUCAACAACAUUGCGCCUGUUCUAGUCCAUAAAAUGAAUAUGGAUGAUCGAGAUCCAUCCGACUCCGUGCAAUAUCUUAAUACAUCAUUCUUCGAAGUUUUCGCUGAACCAAGUGAACAAUAUCACAGUAUCGCAUGUGUUUGGACGUUGUCUUUCAAAAUAUUCGAAAUCGUUCGAAUCUACAGUUACAAAAUUCUAACUCUAAUAUUUGGACUACUGAUUGCACUUAUUGGUGGAUUUUUGUUUGCACUGUUUGCAUUCCUGAACAUCUGGAUUUUCAGACCAUUCCUCAUUCUAUCUCGCAUGGCAUUAUCCCAAGUCGUUAUGAUCUGGCCAAUGUUCCUGAUUUAUAUUGUUCGUCCAUUCUUCUAUUCGGUUGGAGCUAUCUUCUCCACCGCGCGUCUUCAUACUUCGAGAGGAGAACAAGUGGCAGAGUCAGCCGAUUCAUCACUGAGCCAUGUCGAUCUGGAAUCUGAUUCAUCGUCAAUUUAUGACCUGACGUCUUCAUUAGAGCAUCGUAAAAAAGUCGACGACGAGUUUCAAUUAGUGUUUCGGAAAGCACAAGACGCAAUUAACAAAGGAAUUCAACCGAGCUUGAUUCCCGAAGGCAGUUCAGGAUCUUAUUUCGUCUAUGGUUUAGAAGGAGAAAUUCUCGGAGUUUUCAAGCCAAAGGACGAAGAACCAUUCGCUUCUCUCAACCCAAAAUGGCCGAAGUUUUUCCAGAGAAUGCUCUGCUUCUGCUGCUUUGGACGCGCGUGUCUUAUUCCCAACACGGGAUAUCUUUCUGAGGCAGCGGCAAGUAUAGUCAGCGAAAUGCUUCAGUUAGAUGUGGUACCGACGACUCGAAUUGUGAAACUUGCAUCACCGUCAUUUUUCUAUUCUCGAUUCUUCGGUCACUACGAUGUUCGUCCGAAAGAAGGAAGUUUUCAACUUUAUGUCAAUGGAUAUGAAAGUGGAAACACAGUUUUCGCACGUUGGAAUUAUGACAAAAACCUGUUGAGUGAUGAGGAAGAAGCCAAAUUCCAACUUCUUUUCCAAAAAAUGUGUAUCGUUGAUUAUGUUAUCAGAAAUACUGAUCGUCACAUGGACAAUCUUCUUGUUCGUCACGUACCAGGACACGAAAUCAAUCUGGCAGCAAUUGACAAUGGAUUAGCAUUCCCAGUUCGGCACCCGGAGUGUACUUCAAGAUUUCGUUCAUUUCCAUUCCGUUGGUCAAAUCUUCCUUGGGCACAGGCAGAAUUUGAUCAAACUCUUCGUCGCCACGUUAUCUCGCUCUUAACACCACAAUUUGUUCAUCGACUUUGCGUCGAUCUCAAGAAACUGUUCCGUCAUGGAAUCGCUAGUUCCAACUACAUGCUCGUCAAUAGUCAACUUCGUGUCGUCCGCGGACAAAUUUGGAAUCUCCGCCAGGCAUUGAUAGCAAACGAAUCACCAUGUGAGAUGGCACGUCGAGAGCCGAUUAUUGUCAGUCGGAGUUCAGACAUCGAAAUGCCCAACCCACCACCGCAUCGUGGGAUGAUUGGUUUAUUGUCAAGUCGCCUAGCUACUCCAACCAACAAUUAUGCUGACACUACGAAGACGGCAGUCGAAUGUGAUGAAGAGAAAAAAGUUCCAGAAAAUCUGAUAAACUUUUAA
Caenorhabditis remanei is the source of this 2019-nucleotide messenger RNA. RefSeq lists its product as uncharacterized. The record is from RefSeq and is a predicted model, not a curated record. NCBI's taxonomy places the organism in Eukaryota, Metazoa, Nematoda, Chromadorea, Rhabditida, Rhabditidae. Gene Ontology annotation, molecular function: 1-phosphatidylinositol 4-kinase activity. The coding region runs from base 1 to 2019 and encodes 672 amino acids. The transcript has 13 exons. Gene Ontology annotation, biological process: endosome organization; Golgi organization; caveola assembly. Gene Ontology annotation, cellular component: lysosomal membrane; trans-Golgi network; endosome.